CAGCACAUCUUGUAAAGAAAAUUACACUUCAACAUGACAUCCAUUUAGAAUUAAAAAAAUCCCAAACCAAAAAAGAAACAAUAAUGUUCUAGUCUAAUAAUUAUUUGUCUAAUGAGUUUGUGUUCACAGUUGACGUAUACGUGGACAACGCGUGUAACAUAUUCUAUUCAAUUUUUAAUAAGAUAUUUCUAGACUAAAAAAUUGACAAUUCAUUGCGUUAUUGAAAAAUCUUAGAGUAUAUAACAAGCAUUGGAAUUGGAUUUAGAAUCAUAGCAAUCAAAGCGAAAUAAUAUUUGAAGUGAAAGGUGUGAUUUUCGAGGAAGAAAGAGAAAAAUGGCAGAAGUGAUCAGUAUUCACAGCGUGGAGGAUUGGAAGAAAUAUAUCGAGAAGGAGAAUACCUCCGAUAAACUGAUUGUUGUAGAUUUCACUGCUUCUUGGUGUGGUCCAUGCCGUUUCAUGGCGCCAACUUUUGCAGAGCUUGCAAAAGAGAAGCCACAUAUCAUCUUCCUCAAGGUUGACGUUGAUGAAUUGAAGACUCUUGCUGAAGAGUGGGGAAUUAGAGCUAUGCCAACAUUCUUGUUCUUCAAAGAAGGAAAGGAAGUGGACAGACUUGUGGGUGCUAACAAGGUUGAGCUGCAAAAGAUAACAACCAAGCAUGGAGAGUCUUCGAGUGUUUCUGCUUGAGGAGUCAUAUCAUACGAAGAAAUGUCUGUUUGUCUGUAGCUAUAUGUUCUUGAAUAUUCAGAAUAUGAUAUGCAUGAAGAGUGUUUCUGCAUUUGAAAAAUAAAAGUAUGUUUGUCUGUUUUCAAUAUGGUUUGGAAUUUAGAAAUGUAGAAUAUAUUUGAUAUUUGAAUAAUAUAGUUGUGUUGUGUG
Lathyrus oleraceus (garden pea) is the source of this 873-nucleotide messenger RNA. Its product is annotated as thioredoxin H-type 1. The transcript is spliced from 3 exons. The coding region runs from base 334 to 684 and encodes 116 amino acids. The record is from RefSeq and is a predicted model, not a curated record. Gene Ontology annotation, molecular function: protein-disulfide reductase activity. Lineage: Eukaryota; Viridiplantae; Streptophyta; Magnoliopsida; Fabales; Fabaceae.